AUGAAUUCGUAUUUCGCGAACCCGUCGCUCUCCUGCCAUUUAUCUGGUGGUCAAGAAGUUUUACCCAAUAUGCCACUGAAUACGACCACUUAUGACUCAGUCAGACAUUUCUCGUCUUACGGCUCUACCGUUUCACAGAACCGGAUUUAUGCGUCCCCUUUCUAUUCAACCCAAGACAGCGUUGUGUUUGGAUCAAACCGGGGACCGUACGAGUAUGGCUCCAACAUGUUUCUUCAAGAUAAGGAUGUGCUUCCAAGUUGCAGGCAAACCAGCAUGGGACUCAGUGCUCAGAGCCAUGCGGCUCAGGACUACAACUUGGAGCAAGCCCGGGCGGGAACGCAUGAACAGAAAGGAAACAUUCAGAUCUACCCGUGGAUGCAGCGCAUGAACUCGCACAGUGGAGUUGGUUAUGGGUCAGAUAGGAGAAGAGGUCGCCAGAUUUACUCUCGAUACCAAACCCUCGAACUUGAGAAGGAAUUCCACUUCAACCGUUAUUUGACCAGGCGCAGACGGAUUGAGAUUGCCAACGCUCUCUGUUUAACAGAACGACAAAUCAAAAUCUGGUUCCAGAACCGACGCAUGAAAUGGAAGAAAGAGAGCAACCUCACCUCGACUGUAUCAGGACCAGAAUCAGCUGGUGCUUCUCAAGAGACAGAAAAAGAGACCAUCAAAGAAGAAACAAAGGAAGAUAAGAUGAAAGACUAA
Messenger RNA from Chanos chanos (milkfish), 705 nucleotides. It is a transcript of the gene hoxc6a, whose product is annotated as homeobox C6a. NCBI's taxonomy places the organism in Eukaryota, Metazoa, Chordata, Actinopteri, Gonorynchiformes, Chanidae. The transcript has 2 exons. Gene Ontology annotation, molecular function: DNA-binding transcription factor activity, RNA polymerase II-specific; RNA polymerase II cis-regulatory region sequence-specific DNA binding. Gene Ontology annotation, cellular component: nucleus. The record is from RefSeq and is a predicted model, not a curated record. Gene Ontology annotation, biological process: anterior/posterior pattern specification; regulation of transcription by RNA polymerase II. Bases 1 to 705 code for a protein of 234 amino acids.